CCUCCUCGAACUUACAUUUUCUUUCAAUACAAAUUCUUGAAACUUCUUUUACAAUUAUGUCAAUUGUCAAAAAUUGAAUUAGAGAUGGAAUAUAAGUUGGCUGCGAAAAUUUUCCCUGAAUUUACCGGCAUGGAAAUUGUACGAGAAUAACAGACACGAAGAACUGGUAAUGGAUGAGAGCUUAGACAGGACUGCAUAAAGAAGCAGAAGAUGUCAAGAAAGUGAUAAAAAUUGCUUUUAUCUGCACUCAGCCGUUGGGUACCUCCAGGCCGACCAUGUCUGAGGUCGUCCUUUUGGUCAGAAGUAUAGGAUCCUUCCGUCGCCGGCCAACAACCAGGCCCAUCCUCGGCGAAUCAGAUAAAUACGAGAAGCCACCUCCAUUGGCUCUUCCGCGACUAAUGCCACGGCCUACAUUACCCAGGUCUGGUGGCUAACUCUUCUUAGCUAGAUUAGACUAUUCGUCCAAUGAAGACAUUUUCUUUUCAUAGAAACUUUUUCCUCAUCAAAUGGACAACAAUUUUCCUUUAUUUUUCUGUUUUAGGAAAAUAAAGUUGCCUUUGCAAU
Molecule: messenger RNA, 564 nt
Organism: Rubroshorea leprosula
Lineage: Eukaryota; Viridiplantae; Streptophyta; Magnoliopsida; Malvales; Dipterocarpaceae
Source: the annotation of a GenBank genome assembly